CCAGCCAAAACAGGAGCGGUAAAAAGAAACCAAUGACUCCCAUUCUCUGUGUUCCAAAAGACCACACACACAAUUGCCUCAAACAUUUGUGUUUGAAGACAUUCACAUUUAAUUUCUUCCAUAUGCAUAGUUCCAUUCUGGAGAGGGAGAAACCACAUCAAAUACAUACCAAUUUGCCCUCCCAUUUGGAAGAUAAACAUACACACACGAUGACGGCCUGCAAUAACCGAUUCAUCAUCAUCCUCGUCGCCGUAUUGCUACUGCACAUUUCAUCGUCACAAACCGCAUCCGGUCACGGUCACGGUCACGAGGAAAUACGGUUCAGCUACGUGAAAGAACACCACAAUGGCCCAGAAAAGUGGGCAUCGCUCCACCCAAACUACACGGAUUGCAGCGCGGGGGACACCCAGUCUCCCAUUGAUCUUAACGACAACAACGUUCAGGUCACCUCUACCCUUGGCGAAUUGAUACGAGAGUACAAGCCCGCACCCGCUGUCCUUAUUAAUAAAGGCCACGCUCUUCAGAUUGUGUGGAAAGAAGAUGCAGGGAAAAUCGUGAUCAAUGGCACUGACUACUCACUAGUCCAAACCCAUUGGCAUACUCCCUCUGAGAACACUGUGAAUGGCAAGAGAUUUGACAUGGAGAUGCACCUGGUUCAUAUGAAUGCACGUGACGAAUUGGCAGCUGUUGGGAUCUUGUACGAAAUUGGAGCCCCGGAUCCUUUUCUUGAAAAUUUGAUAAGCCAUAUCAAGAAUGCUGAUCAUGAGGGUAAAGAUUUAGGCAUUAUUCACCCAGAAAAGAUUGGAUAUGGAAGCAAUGAGUACUACAGAUUCAUCGGUUCCCUCACAACUCCCCCAUGUUCACAAGGUGUUCUAUGGACAGUUAUCAGCAAGCCGAGGUUUCAUAAGGCAGCAUGAGGUUCAAAACUAUGUCUGCAAUCCGAUAUUUUUCAUUAAAAACGUGAAAUAGUAUUUGACACUUGUUUACAAAACACAGCUAACAGUGUACUCAAGUUCCAAUUUCCAUAAUGUGCAAUUCACGCUUAUUACCAAAACGACUCUCAGAAUAACACAAGACUCUAGUA
Messenger RNA from Cuscuta campestris, 1084 nucleotides. NCBI's taxonomy places the organism in Eukaryota, Viridiplantae, Streptophyta, Magnoliopsida, Solanales, Convolvulaceae. The record is from the annotation of a GenBank genome assembly.